GAAAGGUUGCCUAGCCAUGUUGGGCGCAUUGGCGGGGUCCAGGAGGUGCAUCUGGAGAGUCCGAACUGUCUCAAAGAGCCCGGUGUUCCGAUCCACGAGCUGAUGCACGCAUUAGGCUUCUGGCACGAACAGAAUCGCCACGACCGUGACUUAUUUGUCAAUGUGAUAAAGGAAAAUAUUAAACCCGAAAGGCAUCAAACUUCAAAAGAACACCUACAGGAAGCAACCACGUUCGGCGAGGAGUACGACUACCUUAGUGUGAUGCACUACCAGGGUUACGGUUUCUCUCGGAAUGAAAGCCUGCCCACGCUUGAGGCAAAGGGGUCCAUCACCGGCCCUAUGGGUAACCGAAAUGGUUUCUCUGCCGCAGAUGUGCGCAAGAUCAACGCUAUGUACAACUGCAAUUCUCGAAGAAAUGAGAACAAUUUGUAACACAAUAUCGGUGAUUAAUGAAUUUCUUUAUGACCGACAUCAUCAGAAUAAAUAUUAAUACAGUAAAAA
Drosophila suzukii is the source of this 501-nucleotide messenger RNA. The record is from RefSeq and is a predicted model, not a curated record. Lineage: Eukaryota; Metazoa; Arthropoda; Insecta; Diptera; Drosophilidae.